Penicillium manginii is the source of this 1194-nucleotide messenger RNA. Its product is annotated as FAD-dependent oxidoreductase. The record is from RefSeq and is a predicted model, not a curated record. Gene Ontology annotation, molecular function: FAD binding. The transcript is spliced from 5 exons. Bases 1 to 1194 code for a protein of 397 amino acids. Lineage: Eukaryota; Fungi; Ascomycota; Eurotiomycetes; Eurotiales; Aspergillaceae.
AUGACGAUCCUUAUCGUCGGCGCUGGCAUUUCAGGCCUCAUCCUCGCUCAGCAUCUCAAGAGCAAACAAAUCCCUUUUCAGAUUUUUGACCGCGACUCCGCCCUUGAUGCCCGCACUGGUGGCUGGGGUCUGACACUACAUUGGUCGCUCCCUGCGCUGCGUUCUUUACUGCCAGACGAGCUGGUCCAGCGAUUCCCGGAAACAUUCGUCAACAAAGAUGCCGCCGCACGCGGUGAUGUGGGGAAAUUUCAAUUCUUUAAUCUCAAGUCGGGUAAAGCGUUGUACAGCGUUGAUGCAGAGGAGCGCAUCAGGGUCAAUCGGGGGCGGUUGAGAGAAUUAUUGACGACGGGGCUGGAUGUGAAGUGGAGUAAAACCCUCGAAUCAAUCGAAUCAACGACAGAGGAGGUGACGGCACGGUUUGGCGACGGCACCGAAUACAAUGGACAGCUUUUGAUCGCUUGCGAUGGUGCUCGGUCGCGUACACGACAAAUUCUUUACCCCGAUGCUGCGAUGAAUCCACUCCCGGUCCAGUUACUUGGUGCAUCGACACUCUACUCAGCAGAGGAGAUGAAAGGCGUGCAAAAUAUCGACCCUUAUAUCUUCCAGGGCUCUCAUCCUGACACGGACGUCUUUCUUUUCUUCAGCUUCCUUGAUACACCGAGUAACUUCGAUGAGAGCAGUCGGGAUCGAUAUCAUGUCCAGAUUAUUGUAUCCUGGGCUGAUAUAAAGGGAAUAAAUGUUCCGCAAGAGAACUCUGAUCGCAUCGCGCUGAUGAAAAGGCUGUCGGAUAACUGGGCCGAGCCAUUUAGAUCACUUGUGCAGCAGCUGCCCGUUGAUGCAGAGGCGCGAUCCAUUCGUAUUGAAGAUUGGAUGUUCCAACUCGGUCGGAAACAUGCACACCCUCGCGUUGUAUUAGUGGGGGAUUCCGCGCAUACGAUGACGAUGUUCCGGGGCGAAGGAGCCAAUAACGCUAUUGUUGAUGUUUUGGACUUGGUGAAAAGGGUAGAUUUGGAGAAACUGGAGUCGUUCAAUGUGCCCUCUCUUUCAGCGUCUUUGACGGCCUACGAAAAAGAUAUGUUUUCCCGUGCUGAACCCAGCUUUCGCAACUCUCGCCAAGCGUGUCUGGAUGCGCAUGAUUUCUCCAAGAUCGAAGGCAGCCCACUUGUGAUGGCGCGAAAUCUCAAGAAGGAUUAA